Molecule: messenger RNA, 4335 nt
Organism: Exophiala bonariae
Lineage: Eukaryota; Fungi; Ascomycota; Eurotiomycetes; Chaetothyriales; Herpotrichiellaceae
Exons: 1
Coding region: 1-4335 (1444 amino acids)
Biological process (GO): small GTPase-mediated signal transduction
Cellular component (GO): plasma membrane; cytoplasm
Molecular function (GO): guanyl-nucleotide exchange factor activity; small GTPase binding
Source: RefSeq, a predicted model, not a curated record
AUGCCCUGGCAGCCGCUGCCCCUGUCUUAUGCGGUGGCCAUCUACCCAUUUCAACCUUCAUCCUCACCGGCUGAACUCCCGCUUCAGAUUGGUGAUCAACUUUAUGUCAUUGAACAAGGGGGUAAAGAUGCCUCAUGGUGUCGAGGUUAUCUGGUCGCACCGCCCACUUUGUUGUCAUCACUGAACUCCGCUGGAAGAGCCGCCUCAGAAGCACGUGUCUUCUCCGGCAUCUUUCCAAGAUGCUGCAUCGAAAUUCGAGAACAACUAGGAUCCGCCCCACCGUUUUUGAUUGAACCUGGUCAACCAAAGCCAACUGCCCCGGUUCCCAUGCUGAAAAUCGGCGAUGAAUCACCAACCUCAUCUGCCGAGCCCUUGGUCGAUGAGAUUUCAAGUUGCCUUCGUGAAUGGUAUGUUCUCCAUUUGCCAGAGCUGGUACUAAGGCGAGAGUACCACACUUUGGACCAGAUGUCACAGAUCACAACGCGACUAGACUAUGCCCGCCGCGAGCUUUUGAACGAUGUCUUGACCACCCAGGAGAGGUUGGGUGUCCGUCAACAAGCUGUAUGGGAUUUGGUGCGAGGCAAUAAGAUGCUCAGCGGCGAGGUUAUUGUCCGAGACCCUGCCCAGCUCGGCAAGCUACUGACUGCGCAAGACUCCGCCAUCGAAAUUGCAAAGCUACAGUCGGUAAUGAGUGUCCUCGAUGGUACCCCUUCAGAAAAGUCAAAAGCAACCUCAUUACACCACUGCUUGCUAGAGGUCACAUCGGUGACCGGUUCUGAUCUUGAUCACGCCACCCUGAGCCUUGCUCUCUACCAAAGGGAUAUUGGAGGGAAUCUUGACUCGUACUCCGAGACCUUCAGCUCUGUGGCAUCGGCCAAAAUGAAGACGCUAUUUUCAGAUCUCAGCAACCGAGACAUAAGCCGCGAUGACCAUUUGUACCUAACGAUCAAGGUUGUGGUGCCUGAGUCGCCUCGAAGACCCAAAAAGCCGUUGCUUGAUCGUCCUCCGUCCAGGAAUGGAACUCUUCGAAGUCAAAGACAACUGUCCUUGACGCGUCGAAGAUCAAGUCUAAUGUUCGGGAAGAAGAAGAAUGCUGAAAGGCCUCAACCCGGUAAGGAUGGCCGAUCAACUCCUCUACGCAAUGAAAGGGCUUCCACGCCAAGUGUACCAGAAGAGGAGGAGGAAGGACCGAGCAAAGUGUCAGCUCCUCCAGUCCCUAGAACCGUUGCGGUUGGCGUCGUGGAUAUUGCUAAAGUCAUGAAAAAUGGCGAGCCAUGCGAGGAGGCAGUGACUAUAUGGUCAACAUCGCACCGAGAAGAGGAAAAUUCACGGGAUGAUGACCAGAUUAUAUCCAGGCUGCUCGGUAGCUUGGGAAAGGCACAUGUGGUGUCCAACAGAGUGUCCAGUGUGAGCCUAAGACUUUCCCCUUUCACAGCACCCGAGGCAGACACAUUAAUCAAGAAUAACCCAACCUCGAUGCACUUGGUAUCCAAGACACAGAAGAUGGGAUUCUCAGAGGCGCCCUCGAAACCUCGCCUGGAUAUCUACUUGAGACUUAAUCAAGCGGUCAUCACUCAGGGCUGUCACCUAUCUCACCCUGAAUUGGGUUCUGCGCCGAUAAAAGCGCUGGGCCUACAGAACUUACAACUGACUAUGGAGGUUCGUGACUCCUCCGGCCGGCGGGUUGAGCAUUGCAUAUUUCCGUCUUCCAACGGUGCAGGGGUCACAGCGUUUCGCACAAAUGCCGUUGAACACAACGUUCCGUGGGAUCAAACGCUAUGCCUCAGAAUACCAACAGAGAAAGUCUCCGACAGUCAUUUGGUUCUGAGUAUCGCUGACGCUCCCGAAUUUCCUUUUGCUCUGGCAUGGAUGCCGUUGUGGGAUCGCCAAGCCUUCGUUCAUGAUGGAAAGCACUCUUUGAUAUUGCAUGCCUAUGACAAAGUCACCUCCAGUAUUAUUCAAGGUCGUGGCGCAUACAUGUCACUACCCUGGGAUAAUCCAACGGGCCGUGCCUUAUACGAUGGAGUUGUGGCAUCUAUCGCUACCUUGGAUGUCGAGACACUGCUAUCGAGCACCGAGUUUUCUCAAGAUCGGACUCUGGUCAGUUUAAUCAGCUGGAAGCACCAGACUUCUGUCCAGCUAUUAGAUAUUCUGCAAAAAUUGACCUUUGUGCCGGAAAUUGAAAUCGUCAAACAAGUCAAGGAUGUUCUGGAUGCACUCUUUGGAGUUUUGGUGCACAAAUCCGGCGAAUCCAAGUUCGAAGAUCUGAUAUUCAACGACAUCGUCUUCGUUCUGGGUAUCGUUCAUGAUCGUCGCUACAAUCUUGGACCUCUGGUCGACCAGUACACCGAAAAUCAUUUCCGAUCUCCAUACGCAGCAUCUUGCUUGAUUCGCAGCUUCACUCGCUUAUUGCAGAGUGUUUCUGAUCCCCAAAGUGCGCGGGACAUGAGAGCACUGUUCAAAGUUGGCAGUCAAUUCAUGAAGAUUGUGAUCGCCUCCUAUCAACAGAGGCGUUUUGGUUCACAGACCAAAGAAAACGACGAAAAGCACUCGACCUUUAAGGAAGAUAUGCAGGCCAUCCUUUUUGGGUUGCAAAUGAUGAUGCGAAGUGAAACGGCUGCCCUGGUUGGCAGCAAAACUCUACUCGUUCAAAAAUUCCACACUUGGCUACCAGAAUUACUUCCAGCGUUUAGCAAGGACGAGGUGAUCAAGGUCGCCAUCGAUUUCAUUGACUCGUGUGACGAAGCAUCCGGCAAAUUGCUACUCUACAGACUCAUUCUAAUCCUGAACUAUACCAAGCUUGAUCAGAUCUGGACUGAAGACAAAGAUAAGAAGCUGUUAGUCAAGAGCUGCGUGGGCUGGUUACUUCCAUACUGGACGCCAAACAAGUCCUCGGAUGAUUGGCAUGAGCAAGUGAGACUUUGUUGCUCGAUUGUGGCCGAGUUGACACACUUUCCAACUCACUACCUCCAUGAGUUCACACCCAAGCUGAUCUCGGCGUAUAACACGAUCAUAAAUGAAUCAAGGACCAAGCGGCGGUCGCUCUCUCUUCUAUUCACUGAGCAGUACCCUUUUGUCGUCAAAGGAACAGACAACAACGAUCAGUACGACGAAAGCCUUCUAGAACUCUCGUCAUUAAUAUCCACGAUUGCGCGAACGAAGCCUCCUUCAAAUCCUAAACUUCACGGGCAAGACCUGUCUAAUUACAUUUUAUCCAGUCUCACAGUCCUGCGAUCCUUGCUCAAAAAUGAUGCCUUCCCUGAUACGUGGCUUACGCUCCAUGUAUAUCACCAUUUCUCGGCCCUUACCAUUCUUGACUACCUAUCUUCGCUGCUCAUCUCCUCUUAUCUUCCGACUCCUGAAGAUGCCGAGACAUUUGACAUGCAACUCUGGAAGUCCUUUCUGGAUACAGUCCUCUCUCUUGUGUCGUCUCAUGCAUUGACGCUUGAACUCUUUCCCGAACAAAAACGCCGUGCUGUUUGGAAAAUUGCUGGAGAUGUGCGACAGUCUGGGGCGGAUUUACUGCGCAAGAGUUGGGAGAGUUUGGGUUGGGAGGCUGAAAAUGAUGAUCAACGCCGGUACAACAUUCGCAAGCUCGGUGGAUUCCAAGUUCAGUACGUCCCGAGCCUUGUGGCCCCUGUCAUCAGCCUGUGUCUCAGUAUGCACGAAGGCUUGCGCAAGGUUGCAGUCGAGAUUCUUCAGACCAUGAUUGUGAGUGAGUGGGCGCUCAGUGAAGAUCUGGAGCUCAUUGAAACGGAGAUCAUUGGAGCUCUCAACUCUUUACUGAAAGCGAAGCCGCUCAGUGGAAACGAAGCCAUGAGCAGAAAGUUGUUCAUCGCCGAAUUGUUAGAGCUGUUCCAUACAAUCGCAAACCAACCAGAUGACGCACUGUGGACGGCUUUGGAAGAGCUUGUCGGCACAGUCGAAGAACUUGUCGAUUUGCUUACCACAACAGACCCAGACGACGAAUUGAGCAGUCCAAUUGGCGCAUCACAGCACAACGGAGGCUCGACGAACGGGAACGUUCGAGGUAAGGACACAGACUCGCAGAACUCCGAGGCCAAAGAACUGGACCGAGCGCGUCGCAGCAUCGAUGGCCUCAGCCCAACUUCACAGCAGCAAGGGCGCGAAAGAGAAUAUGGCGUACACGCACUUGAGUGCUACAAGCAGCUCGCAGAGGAAUACGAAAAAAACGGUGAUUACAAACGCCUUGCGAAGACCCACCGCGCCAUCGCCCGGAUCCACGAGGCCAGAGCUUCGAGUCGCCUCACGGGUGGUAGGGAGAUGGCGAAUGGACGUGGAAGGCUUGAUGAGUACGCAGAGGACGACGAGUGA